Molecule: messenger RNA, 2536 nt
Organism: Salvelinus sp. IW2-2015
Lineage: Eukaryota; Metazoa; Chordata; Actinopteri; Salmoniformes; Salmonidae
Product: proton-coupled zinc antiporter SLC30A2
Biological process (GO): zinc ion transmembrane transport; response to zinc ion
Cellular component (GO): plasma membrane
Molecular function (GO): zinc ion transmembrane transporter activity
Source: RefSeq, a predicted model, not a curated record
UACGAGAGCUCUAGUGAGUAAGUUUUCCAUUGUAUGUAUUAUUCCAUGACCCACUCUAUAUGAAAAAUCAACUUGAUCUUGGGACGUUUUCUCUCAGGUCAUUCCCUGGGUCUGAGCAAGACAAAUGUCCCAGUCCAACAACAGAGACUGGAGACAGAACUGCUGCAGCUGUCCGGUGGCAACCUGUUACUGCUACUGGUCACUGCCAUGAGAACGACAGGGUUUCGUGGACAGAGAGUCGUGAGAAGCAGCUGGCCAAGAGGAAACUCAUCGUCGCUUCUGUUGUCAGCCUGGUCUUCAUGGUUGGAGAGGUGAUCGGUGGCUACGCGGCACACAGUCUGGCCAUCAUGACCGACGCCGCUCAUCUCCUCACAGACUUCGGUAGCAUCAUGGUCAGCCUCUUCUCUCUAUGGGUCUCCUCCAGACCUCCCACCAAAACCAUGAACUUUGGCUGGCAUCGCUCAGAAAUCCUGGGUGCCUGUCUGUCAGUGCUGUCCAUCUGGGCUGUGACAGGAGUGCUGGUGUUCAUCGCGGUUCAGAGGAUCCUUAACGAUGACUUUGAGAUCCACAGCCAGAUCAUGCUCAUUACCUCAGGCUGUGCUGUGGGGGUCAAUGUCUUAAUGGCKCUAAUCCUCCAUCAGUCCAGUCACAGCCACGGUCCCUACAACCACCGACCCCAUGACAAUACAGUCAACCUAUCACACGGCCACUCUCACGGACUCCCUGGUGGCCAUGGCAACACCAGCGUGAGAGCGGCUUUUAUCCAUGCAGUAGGGGAUCUGUUGCAGAGUCUGGGGGUACUGCUGGCUGCUACCAUUAUACACUUCUGGCCUGAGUAUAAAAUAGCAGAUCCCAUUUGUACCUUCAUGUUCUCUGUAUUUGUGCUGGGAACAACUGUCACUAUCCUGAAGGACGUCUUCAGGAUACUCAUGGAAGGGGUUCCUAAAGGUAUCGACUUCAAUACUGUGAGAGAAAUGCUGCUGUCGCUGAGAGGAGUCAAGACCACACACAACCUCCACAUGUGGGCCCUCACAUUGAGCCAGUCACAGCUCUCUGUACACGUGGCUAUAGAGGAAGAUGCCAGUCCCCAACUGGUACUCAUGGAGGCUACCAAGRUGCUCCAGUCAGAGUUUGGUUUCUCCAGCAUCACCAUCCAGGUKGAGCAGUAUGCAGAGGAGAUGAUCUAUUGCAUGCAGUGUCAGGAGCCCACGGACUGACAUCACUACCACCAUGGGGGUUGAGACUGAACUAUAGGGACCACUAUGGGAGAUUGACUGACUGAAUCCAUUAUGGGGGUUAUUUGAAAACCCUGUACAAAAUCUAGCAUGUGCUGGCUAGCUACUCGAUUGAGAUUUGUUAACAGUAUGUCAUGACCGACCACUAUGGGGCUAAAGACUCUACGGACAAGAGAGCCUUCUCUACCCUAUGAGAGGAAAGAGUUCUUCCCAGCCGAUGUCUGUACUGUAUGCCUGUUACAGUAUGCCGUGUGAGGUCACACGACUUUACUUCAACAGGGGGUGUACUGUAGAUUAUACACUGGGACAUGAGGUGCUAUCACUUCAUUUUCCUUCGUGUAGCACUUCUGUGGGAAAGCUCCUGUUUCGAUCAAUAUUGGUUUUUCUAGUAAGAUAACAGACAGAUAGACAAGGUCAACAGAAAGUGUCAUUGUCACACAUAAUGUUUUAUGUAAAAGAUCAGGUCAUAUUUAGAUAAUUACAUGUAUCAUAUUUAUUUAGUUUAUAUUAUAUAACAGGUGUGGUAUAUUAACAUAAAUACUGAAACGUUUCAAACUCGAACAUUGUUUUUUAAACAUUUCAGUUUGUAGACCUUUCAGUUUCCUUAUUUCACUCUACAUUCUUACUGAUUUACUACCAUGGUGAGACCAUGGUGAUUGAGGGACUUCACAGAGAGGGUGAGAUUCAAUCCAAGGCGUUUUAUAGACCAGCACACUGGAAAGCCAACAAUGCGCCUUUGAAAGGAAAUUUCCCUGARGUCCGUGGAGAUCACAUUCAAUGUAAACAUUGUGCAUGUCAACUCAAGCAUAAAUMACCUUUAAAAGUCAAGAGCCAUGCGCUGCUCUGUAAACGUGCCUUGGAUUGAAUCCAGGACUUGGUUGUUCAGGCUCUGAGUAAUGUGUUSAGCCUGGGGAACAGACACACACCGUUCUGUGUCGUCACCUCCAUCACCAUCUCCAAGGGAACCCSUUUUACCUUACUGAUGUACUCAGCACAGACAGAGAUGUUCUUCGCCUCAUUUCUCACCUACAGUAUGUUUAAGACACAAAAGCAGGGAGGAGAGUAGUGUUAGUAAUAUCAUCGCUAUAAAAUAUUCUUAGAUGUAUAAAUCAUUUUCCAACGUUAUUUGAUGUACGACCACUUUCAAACCAGGAUAAAGUCAAUGGUAUAUGGAUGUCAAUUUAUACUCUUUACUUUGUUUUUCUCUGACGGUGUGUUGGACUUUGUUUUUCUCUGACGGUGUAGCCUGCCCAGUCAUGUGAAAUCCAUAGAUUAGGGCCUAAUUAAAUUAUUUCAAUUGA